UCGGAGCGUCUCUCUCCUUGCCGAGCGACCGCAGCAGCAGGAUCGGGUUACGCUACGCCCCCUUUGUUUAUUAAGCCCGGGUCAGUGCGCCGUUAGCCGCGGGACAACACGAGCUCGCGUUGGACACCGUCCGCGGGGGGAAGCGCAGCUCCAUGCCUUGACAAGCGGAUCGAGUGCGAAACUCCUUUUAAUGGGGCGAAAUCCCGUCCAGGUGGAGCUGUAAAAAUGAUUGAAACAAUGGACACGCAGCGUGCCUUGCAGGCAGUGGAGCGGCUCCAGGCCAAGCUGAAGGAGCGGGGGGAGGUGCCCACCGAGGAAAAGCUCAGCCUGCUCAAGUCGGUGCUCCAGAGCCCCCUCUUCCACCAGAUCCUGGCCUUGCAGAAGUCUGUGCAGCAGCUCAAAGACCAGGGGUGUGGCAUUCACGUCACAGAAGAGCACCACAACGGCAGCCAUGUCGCGCCCUCGGACAUCAGCGCCGGCGAAACCAAAUGUGAUCAAUUGGAUCAGAUUAUUCAGACUAUGGCGCAGGGACGCUACGUGGCCCACGUGGACUUGCAGAAGCCGGCGAUGGGGGGCCUGGGAUUCAGCGUGGUGGGCCUGAAGAGCGAGAACCGCGGCGAGCUGGGCAUCUUCGUCCAGGAGAUCCAAGCGGGGAGUGUGGCUCACAGCGAUGGAAAGCUGAAGGAAGCCGACCAGAUUUUGGCCAUCAACGGGCAGCCCCUCGACCAGACGGUUACCCACCAGCAGGCCAUCGGCAUCCUGCAGAGGGCGUCGGAGAGGGUGCAGCUCAUCGUGGCCCGGGGACCCAUACCUCAGCUGUGGCAACACGUGGAGACUAUCGAGCUGGUCAACGACGGCACCGGCCUGGGCUUUGGUAUCGUGGGAGGGAAGACGACGGGCGUUAUUGUGAAAACCAUCCUUCCUGGAGGCAUCGCCGACCAGGACGGCCGCCUGAGAAGCGGCGACCACAUCCUAAGAAUCGGAGACACUGACCUCUACGGAAUGGGCAGCGAGCAGGUGGCGCAGGUUCUGCGACAGUGCGGCAACCGGGUGAAGCUGGUCAUCACGCGGGGCCACGUGGACGAGAACCCUUCCGUCUCCGCGUCCACGCCGGCGUCACUCCCGCCGGACAAGGUCGCCGUCACGCGGAAAAGCGGCAUUCACGUCUGGACCGUACGACACCACGUGCUAAAACUCCUUUCACAGGGCGAUGAGAAGGAAGAAGAAGAAGGCGCGUUCGACGUCAGCCUUAUCAAGAACACCCAAGGGCUGGGGAUCACUAUUGCCGGUUAUGUUGGCGAUAAAAAUGCAGAGCCCUCCGGUAUUUUCGUCAAGAGCAUAACCAAAGACAGCGCUGUAGAUCAAGACGGUCGCAUUCACGUGGGAGACCAGAUCGUGGCUGUGGACGCCGUGAACAUCCAGGGAUACACCAACCAACAGGCCGUGGAAGUCCUCCGGCACACGGGCCAGGCCGUCCACCUGAAGCUGAUCCGCCGGGGGUUCCGGCCCGACGAGAUCCCCCCCGCCGUGGCCCCCGUCGUCACCAUCCUGCCUCCGUCUGCUGCCGUCCUGAACGAGCCGGACGUGGAGGGACAGAUAGAAGCAGACCGAGAUGAAACGCAGUCGCAGACAAUGAACGAAGGACCCGCCGUCACGCCGGUUGUAGAUCAGCUGACAGAAGACAAACACGGGACCACAACUCCGACGCCCUUCGAUGAAGAGGAACUCGCGAAAAAGUGGCGAGAGAUUCUGGGCGCAAAUAAUGAAGUCAUCGUGGCUCAGGUGGAGAAAUUCAGCGAGAACAGCGGCCUUGGGAUCAGCCUGGAAGCCAACGGCGGCCAUCACUACAUCCGCUCCGUGCUGCCCGAAGGACCCGUCGGCCGUUGCGCCAAACUAUUCAGCGGAGAUGAAAUGGUCGAGGUCAACGGUAUAUCCCUGAUCGGUGAGAGCCACAAGGAGGUGGUCCGAAUCUUGAAGGAGCUGCCGCUCUGUGUGUACGUGACAUGCUGUAGACCCGCCCCCCGCCAGCAGGCCGACAUCGACGCUUCAAAACCACAAGUGGAAGCUUCGUCUGCCAGAUGCCAAUUAAAGCAGGAACAAAUCGACCUGAGCGUCGUGGAAGUGGUGGAAGCGGCAAAUGACGUGACUCCGGAGGCGACGGCAUCGCCUUUGGCCAUGUGGGAGCUGGAGAUCCAAAAUAUUGAACUGGAGAAAGGAGCAGGAGGAUUGGGAUUCAGCAUUCUGGACUACCAGGACCCACUGGACCCAGCCAAAACGGUCAUCGUGAUUCGUUCCGUGGUUCCCAACGGUGUGGCCGAGCAGGACGGACGACUCCUGCCGGGCGACCGACUGGUGUUCGUCAACGACACCAACCUGGAAAGCGCCAGCCUGGAAGAUGCUGUCCAAGCUCUCAAGGGGGCUGAGCUUGGCAUGGUGCAAAUCGGGGUGGCCAAACCCCUGCCCGGGAUAAGUGGGGAUUCCUACUCAGCGCAGCUUUACGGUGGGCAGGAAGUCACGUCGCUCUCCGCCCGCCGGUCAUUUGACUUCAGCGGUAGUUUGCUCGAAGACCGAGACGAAGAAGAACUGCCCGGCGGAGUCCUUUUCCGAGCAGAGCCAGCAUUGGUGGACACCAGUGAAGUGGACCAAAAGGGUCUGGAGCACGCUUACUACGGCGACGAGGACACAUUCCAGGCCUCGUUGAUUGCGCUUCACGGAAGUAGCUCGGACCUGGAUUUCCUGAACGUAUCCACGCCAGAGACUUCAAGUUACCUCGACUUUGUACCGGCGUCCGUGACUGCCCGUCUAGGCGCUUCCGAUGAGGACCUAGCCACCGCCGAGGAAACGACGGAGCACUCCGACUCCUACAGUCCGUUUCUUGACCUCCAGACCACACCCGAAGUGCAGCCUGAACCGGCGGAACCGGUUCAAUGUCAACCAGAAGAGCCCUUUGUCGAUUUUGUGGGUCAACCGAUCUCGCCGGAGGACGAGGACGCGGGAGCCGACGCUGCCGGCCAAGCUGCAAUCUCAGGGAGCAAUUUCGAACGGACGAUCACGGUUGUCAAGGGCAACUCGAGUCUUGGAAUGACGGUGAGCGCCAUGACAGAGGGCCUGGGGAUGCUGAUCCGAAGCAUCAUCCACGGCGGGUCCAUCAGUCGGGACGGGCGCCUGGGAGUGGGCGACCUCAUCCUGGCCAUUAACGGCGAGCCCACUGCCAAGCUGAGCAACGCUCAGGCCCGCGCCAUGCUUCGCAGGCACUCUCUUAUCGGACCGGACAUGGGAUCUGCUCGCACACCCGACGAUGAUCUGUGCCCAUUUUAUGUCAUCACGUACGUCCCGGCGGAAUAUUUGGAGGAGUACAAGAGCAGCCUGGAGCGGAGCGACAAAGACGACGUCUUCUUCGAACCGACGUCUGUUCCGGCUCCAAAGGAUGUUCCCAACCUUCCCGAGCGGGAGGAUGGUGAGGGAGAGGAGAGUGUGUCUUACAGCAACUGGAACCAACCAAGACUAGUGGAGCUUUUCAGACAGCCAGGCAAGUCCCUGGGCAUCAGCAUUGUCGGCGGCCGCGGGAUGGGCAGCCGGCUGAGCAACGGCGAGGUGAUGCGGGGCAUUUUCAUCAAGCACAUCCUGGACGACAGUCCCGCCGGACACAACGGCACCUUGAAGACCGGAGACAGGAUUGUGGAGGUGGAUGGCGUGGAUCUGAGAGACGCCAGUCACGAGGAGGCGGUGGAGGCCAUACGCAGGGCAGGAAAUUCUGUGUCCUUCCUGGUGCAGAGUAUUAUCCAGAAACCCAGGUCGUCAACGAGUGCAGAAUCCAUCGAGGAGAAAGUGCCAUCUCUACCAAGGGACAAGGAGGACAAGGAGGGUGACAGUCACAGUAGACUUGUCCUCCGCCUCUCCCCAACUAACCCUUUCACUCCUACCCCGUUUAAGCCGAAGAAGCGUGACGCUGCAAAGGCGGCGCCCGCCACCGUGGCCCUCGCCCUGCCGGUGUUGCCGCACGCGGGGGAGACGGACACCGACACUCUGACGGAGACUCCGGCUCAGCCCAUCGGGGCUGACGUGGGAAACGGCGAAGAGGAGGCGGCGGAGUCGGGAUACAGCUGGGAGAACGUCGUCCAGCGCUACGGCAACCUCCCGGGUGUCCUGCACGCCAUCGAGCUGGAGAAGGGCAAGACGGGCCUGGGCCUCAGCCUGGCUGGCAACCGGGACCGCGCCCGCAUGAGCGUCUUUGUGGUGGGCAUCGACCCCGCGGGGGCGGCCGGGACCGACGGACGCAUGCUCGUCGGGGACGAGCUCCUCGAGAUUAAUGGACAGGUCCUCUACGGCCACAGUCACCAGAAUGCAUCUUCCAUAAUCAAAAGCUCCCCAUCUAAAGUCAAAAUCAUCUUUAUCAGGAACACAGAGGCACUGGAGCAGAUGGCGGUGGGACCCGUGAGAGAACCCGAGGGAGACGCAGUCGAGCCCCACGCGGAGGAAGACUUUGCGGUUGGUGAAGGCACCACGGAGGACAAUGUAACCAUCCAGGAAAGCUGCACCGCAGCUGUGAAUAAGGAAUCAGAGGUCGCCAGUCUACCCAACAUGCUUUGCACCAGUCAACCCGAAACAGUUACAAGUCAUAGUCGUUCGUCCAGCCUGUCUACGCUGGCCUGCGACCCAGCAACGUGCCCCAUCAUCCCGGGCUGCGAGACCACCAUCGACAUCUCCAAAGGGCGGACGGGCCUGGGGCUCAGCAUCGUUGGGGGCUGCGACACCUUGCUGGGAGCCAUCAUCAUCCACGAGGUGUACGAAGAAGGUGCGGCCUCCAAGGAUGGCAGGCUUUGGGCUGGAGACCAAAUCCUAGUGGUGAACGGCAUCGACUUGCGCGCGGCGAGCCACGACGAGGCCAUCAACGUGCUGCGGCAGACCCCGCAGCGAGUCCAGCUGACCGUCUACAGGGACGAGGCUCAGUACAAGGAGGAGGAACUGUGGGACUCGUUCAUCGUGGAGCUGCAUAAAAGGCCCGGCCAGGGCCUGGGACUAAGCAUCGUGGGGAGGAGAUCGCGGGACCAAAGGAACGACACGGGGGUGUUUGUGUCCGACAUCAUCAAAGGAGGAUUAGCGGACGCCGACGGCCGACUGAUGCAGGGUGACCAGAUCCUGUCGGUCAACGGAGAAGACGUCCGGUCCGCCACCCAGGAAGCAGUCGCCGAUCUUCUCAAGUGCUGUGUCGGUUCGCUGAAGAUGGACGUCGGGAGGUUUAAAGCCGGCCCCUUCCACUCGCAACGAAGGCUGUCCCAAAGUAGCCAGAUGGAACAGACAAGUGAACCUUGCACCUCCAAGGUGGGUUCAGAAAUCCUUUCUGGCGAUCCGAGUCAACAGGCGCCAGAUCACCAGGACGUGAGAACGGCGGAGUUCACCAAAGGCCCCGGCGACUCCCUGGGCGUCAGUAUUGCAGGUGGGGUGGGCAGCCCCUUGGGCAACAUACCCAUCUUUAUCGCCAUGAUGAACCCCGUCGGCCUGGCAGCCCAGACCCAAAAGCUAAUGGUGGGGGACCGGAUCAUGAGUAUCUGUGGAACUUCUACCGAAGGCAUGAGCCACUCGCAAGCCGUCACUUUGCUCAAGAACGCCACAGGGACAAUACAGCUGCAAGUGGUGGCGGGCGGCGACAACACCGUGACCGGCGCGGCUCAGGAGCAGGCGGCCGGAGGACUCCCGCCGCCCAGCUGCAUCUUCCAAGAUGACCUCAGCCCUCCUCAGUACAAAAGCAUCACGCUGGCGCGAGGAGCGGACGGUCUGGGCUUCAGCAUCGUCGGAGGCUACGGCAGCCCCCACGGGGACCUGCCCAUCUACGUCAAGACGGUGUUCGGCAAGGGGGCGGCGGCGGAGGACGGCCGCCUGAAGCGGGGCGACCAGAUCGUGGCGGUCAACGGGCAGCCGCUAGAGGGCGUCACGCACGAGGAGGCCGUGGGCAUCCUGAAGAGGACCAAAGGAAGCGUUACGCUGACCGUCCUGUCCUAGAUGCUCCUCAAACCUUCAUUGACUGGAACGCCAACGCACCACAGUGCGAUCCAGUUACAGUCAAUUGAGCGAAAGGCUAAAUUAGCUGACAUUAUUCUUAUUCUUAUUCCAGUCCCAGUUUUGAGCACAUGCCGGACCUCUGGGGUGAACUAUAGUGCUGCUAAAGUUUUUCAGUGCAUCAUAUCAGUGUUGAAUCCUCCACCUCACUAAAAGUAUUAGCGCAUACAUUGACACAAAGCCAGUAUGACGGACAGUGUUUCUUUCAUGUGAAUUCCCUUUUUUGUUUCUAAAUACAUUACUCACGUUUGAAAAUAAUUGCUAAAAACAUGUAUUGAUAUGAAGUGUUAAACUGUUUUUCCACCAUUUCAGUUUUCCAGAUUUUUGGGGCGUGGCUAAAAACACGAGUUGCCCCCUCCCCCGCAACAUAAGAACUUCAGCACCUUUAUUCGCAUCAGCGGCUAUCCAGCAAAGUUACGAUGUGCAAUUGGCUAGCUAGCAAUGCUUGUACCCUGAAAAUGCAUCUCCUCUUCAGAUAGUCCGCUGCCGGGGUCGCUUUAGAGCGCCUCGUUGUCGGCCGUGAGUGCACGCACAUCACUGAGAGAAGGCGGAAGAGCAAGGGGAGGAAAAAAAAAAGUCAGACCUGUCAGCCAGAAUGUGGACAGGGGCUUCGCGCUGGCAUGGACCCUUUAGAGCGCCUCAUUGUCAGCCGUGAGUGCACGCAUGUCAUGCAGUGAAAGACGGAAGACCAAGGAGGGAGAACUUUUUUUUUUUUUUGAGAAGUCCAACCUGUAAGCAAUCAUUUGGACAGGAGCUCCACGCUGGUGUGGCCGCUUUAGAGAGCCUCGUUGUCACGGCGUGGGAAAACCCCCCGACGACCCAGUGUGCUAUAUUCCAGCCACCGCAACUCGCAACUUAAACAUGUACUUACGUGUAGGCAUAAGAAAGAUGCUUUACCGAGUAGCAUCUAUUUUCCCAGGUCGUAGUACUGAUAUUUUGAUUGACAGUUGAGCAGGGCAUGAUUUUAGUGCAUUCAGCACACACGCCCAAAGUUUUUGAGAGCAGAGACACCGACGGAUUUAUUAUUAUUUUAUUUUUUUUACUAUUUUUAUAUGCUUGGCAAUUUUUUUUAAUCGUUCAAAUUUGGCCAGGGUUGUUAACAACACUGUUCUCUGUGCUGUGUCAAAUUUAGAAGACAUUUAUUUUCACUUGACAGCAACUUUACCAAACAAAACAACAACUGUGUGCCGUCCUUGUUCUAUUGUCUAGUCUUGUCUGUUGGCUGUCGUACCAACCUAAAUGUGAUUCGAGAGAUUUCCCAAUGGACAGAAUUCCAUUUAUUCACACUGGAUUUAAGAAAAUUAACAAUAAUAAAUGGAUUCAGUCCUUUU
Molecule: messenger RNA, 7388 nt
Organism: Phyllopteryx taeniolatus (common seadragon)
Lineage: Eukaryota; Metazoa; Chordata; Actinopteri; Syngnathiformes; Syngnathidae
Product: multiple PDZ domain protein
Exons: 43
Coding region: 226-6000 (1924 amino acids)
Molecular function (GO): protein binding
Source: RefSeq, a predicted model, not a curated record